Messenger RNA from Lontra canadensis (Northern American river otter), 994 nucleotides. It is a transcript of the gene CEBPD, whose product is annotated as CCAAT enhancer binding protein delta. Gene Ontology annotation, molecular function: RNA polymerase II cis-regulatory region sequence-specific DNA binding; DNA-binding transcription factor activity, RNA polymerase II-specific. Gene Ontology annotation, biological process: regulation of cell differentiation; DNA-templated transcription; regulation of transcription by RNA polymerase II. Bases 51 to 872 code for a protein of 273 amino acids. The record is from RefSeq and is a predicted model, not a curated record. NCBI's taxonomy places the organism in Eukaryota, Metazoa, Chordata, Mammalia, Carnivora, Mustelidae. The transcript has a single exon.
CCAGAGAGGUGACAGUCACGCUCAGAGUAGGACCCCGGCUCGACGCCGCCAUGAGCGCUGCGCUCUUCAGCCUGGACGGCCCGGCACGCGGCGCGCCGUGGCCCGCGGAGCCCGCACCCUUUUACGAGCCGGGCCGGGCGGGCAAGCCGGGCCGCGGUAGCGAAUCGGGGACUCUGUCCGAGCCCGGCGCCGUUGCCCCUGCCAUGUACGACGACGAGAGUGCUAUCGACUUCAGUGCCUACAUUGACUCCAUGGCUGCCGUGCCCACUCUGGAGCUGUGCCACGACGAGCUCUUCGCCGACCUUUUCAACAGCAACCACAAGACGGGCGCGGCAGGCACCGCUGCGGGCUCCUUGGAGCUGCUGCCCGGCGGCCUCGCGCGUACCCACGGUCCGAGCACAGCCGCCCCGCGUCCGCUCAAGCGCGAGCCCGACUGGGGAGACGGCGACGCGCCCGGCUCGCUGCUGCCGGCGCAGGUGGCCGCUUGCGCGCAGACCGUUGUGAGCCUGGCGGCCGCCGCACAACCCACACCACCCACGUCGCCCGAGCCACCGCGCUGCAGCCCCGGGCCGAGCCCUGCUCCUGGCCCGGCCCGGGAAAAGAGUGCGGGGAAGAGGGGCCCAGACCGCGGUAGUCCGGAGUACCGGCAGCGGCGCGAGCGCAACAACAUCGCGGUGCGCAAGAGCCGCGACAAGGCCAAGCGGCGCAACCAGGAGAUGCAGCAGAAGCUGGUGGAGCUGUCGGCCGAAAACGAGAAGCUGCACCAGCGCGUGGAGCAGCUCACGCGGGACCUGGCUGGCCUUCGGCAGUUUUUCAAGCAGCUGCCCAGUUCCCCCUUCCUGCCGGCCGCCGGGGCCGCCGACUGCCGGUAACGCGCGCCCCGGGGGCGGGAGAGACUCACCAACGACCGAUACCUCAGACCCGACCAGCUAGGGAGCGGAGCGCGCCCCGCCGGGACGCAGCGAGAGCCGCUUGGCGCCGCCUGCAUUUCCUU